Tinamus guttatus (white-throated tinamou) is the source of this 352-nucleotide messenger RNA. The record is from RefSeq and is a predicted model, not a curated record. Lineage: Eukaryota; Metazoa; Chordata; Aves; Tinamiformes; Tinamidae.
AUGCCAAUAGUGCUCACCAUGGAAGAGUUAAUAGUUGAACUGCGUCUGUUUCUUGAACUUCUGGACCAUGAAUAUCUAACUUCUACUGUCAGGGAGAAGAAGGCCGUAAUAACUAACAUCCUCCUGAGGAUACAGGCAUCAAAAGGUUUCGAAAUUAAAGAACAUGUCCAAAAGCAGGAAGUUGCCAACAGUUUGCCUGCACCACCUCAAAUGCCUCUACCGGAGAUACCUCAGCAGUGGCUGCCACCAGAUAAUGGGCCUCCACCAUUACCAACAUCAUCCCUUCCAGAAGGCUAUUAUGAAGAGGCAGUGCCACUUAGUCCUGGAAAGGCUCCUGAGUAUAUCACUUCCA